Molecule: messenger RNA, 750 nt
Organism: Pedinophyceae sp. YPF-701
Lineage: Eukaryota; Viridiplantae; Chlorophyta; Pedinophyceae
Source: the annotation of a GenBank genome assembly
AUGAGCGUAUACCUGGACGUGGCCGCGGGGUCCGUCGACGACCUGCUGCGGUACCUCCGGCGACACAAGCUUCGGUCCAGGGUCGACCUGCACGACCUGACGUCACACAAGGUGGUGGCUGCAGCGUGGCCCGGCGCCGGCGCCCCGCCCGCCGCGUGGGCCGCGUCCCUCCCGGGCGACCCGCGCGUCGCGGCGCUCGGCCGCCGCGGCAUCAUCGAAGCGGGCGCAGCCCCCGCGCCGGACGACGACGACAACGCCGCCGCGGAGCGCGUAUACAAGUACGUCAGGGCGCUGUGCGGCGUCGCGGAGGGGCCGGCCGAGAUACCCCCCGGGGAGGCAUUGCCUCUCGAGUUCAACAUGGACGGGAUGGCGGGGGUGUCGUACACGAAGGGGUGCUACGUCGGCCAGGAGCUCACGGCGCGCACGCAUUACACGGGCGUCGUGCGGAAGCGCGUCGUGCCGAUUGCACUGGACGGGGACGGUGCGGAGGUGGCCCCCGGCGCCAAGGUGUACGCGGAGGGCAGCAAGCGGGCCGCGGGGAAGAUCCUCGCGACGUGCGCGGCGCCGGCGGGCGCGGGCGGAGCGGUCGGGCUUGCGCUGCUGCGGCUGGCGGCGGUGCUGCCGGCGGACGCGCCGCCGCUGGUGGUGGAGGGGGGCGGGGUCGCGGUGCGCGCGACGCGGCCGGAGUGGUGGCCCGCGGAGUGGGGCCACGAGGAGGACGACGCGCAGCAGGCGGGGCAGGCGGUGUAG